Bradysia coprophila is the source of this 2654-nucleotide messenger RNA. Its product is annotated as UDP-glucosyltransferase 2-like. The record is from RefSeq and is a predicted model, not a curated record. NCBI's taxonomy places the organism in Eukaryota, Metazoa, Arthropoda, Insecta, Diptera, Sciaridae. Gene Ontology annotation, molecular function: UDP-glycosyltransferase activity.
UGAAGUCAAUAGUGCAUCGGAAAAAUUAGAAGAAGAGCAAAAAACGAACAAAGGCACUUUAUAACAUCACUAACAUUGAAAUCGAUUUCUAUAUCGUCUAACUUACACCUAGUGCGUGUUCUGAGAUUCGUUAUAAAAUUGCAUUUCGUUGCAACGCGUUGAUACAAUUGGGGAACUGUAAACUGUGCAGGCUAUUCAGUUGGCAAUUAAUAUGAUUACGAAAUUGUGCCGGAUUUGUUUCUCUUGUGUGUUGCUGUUGUUACAUUUAACUGCGUCGGUGAAUGGUUAUAAAAUUUUAGGCGUUUUUCCUUGUCCGUCACGAUCUCACUAUGCUAUUGGACAUGCACUGAUGAAUGGUCUAGCCGACGAUGGACACGAAGUAACAUUCGUCAGUCCGUUUCCGCUGAACAAACCGAUAAAAAAUUGCACUGAAAUUCUACUCGAACAUUCAUGGGCUGGCUACAAACGAGAUUUCAUGAAAGGAAAUUUAUUGGAGGUCAACAAUGUCCACUUCUGGGAUUCAUUUUUGAACGUUCUUGAUUAUGGCACAAAACUAACUGGAUGGGCAACGACUAGUGAAAAUCUUAAGGAAUUGAUUCGUAGCGAUAAAACGUUUGAUGUAAUUAUCAUAGAAUUGAUUUAUGGCGAAGCACUUCUCGGACUGGGACACCACUUCAAUGCACCAGUUAUAGCAACGUCCUCAUUCGGUGCAUAUAAGUGGACAACGGAUGUUGUAGCUUCGCCCGUAUUCUCGUCAUUCAUGCCGAACACAAACAACGGUUACACCGAUCGCAUGAAUUUCUGGCAACGAAUGUACAAUUCGGCUAGCUAUUGGUUUGAUGACAUUGUGAUGCCACUGUUGUCAACGUCGGUACAACAACGGUAUCUUCACGACCUGUUUCCGAAUGCAAAGAACAUGCCAACAAUUGCAGAGCUGAAACGAAACGUAUCACUCGUACUUUUAAAUACACACUGGACAGUUGGAACGGCAAGACCGUAUCGACCGUAUCCACCGAAUAUGAUCGAAGUCGGUGGCAUGCACAUCGAUCGGGAAAUUCAGCCAUUGCCACCGAAUAUCCAGAGAUUUCUGGAUGAUGCUGGACGACAUGGUGCAAUUUAUUUGGCACUCGGCUCGUGCAUAGAGUUCUCAAAACUUUCUAAUGAUAAGAAGGACGCAAUAAUCAAUGCCCUUGCCGAGUAUCCGCAAAUGCGAAUUAUUAUCAAAAGUGAAGAGAUGAUUACGAUUCCGUCACAUAAACCAACGGAUAUUCUAAUUGGACCGUGGUUCUUGCAACAAUCAAUUUUAGCUCAUUCUUCAGUAAAACUGUUCAUCACACACGGUGGCAUGCUUAGUACAUUAGAAGCGGUACAUUAUGCUAAGCCUGUUAUCGGUAUACCAAUUGUUUUCGAUGAAUAUCUAAAUUCGGCUGUAGCUCAACAGAACCGAUAUGGCAUUAGUAUAACAUUUGAGCAAUUAACAGAACACAGACUGCGAACGGCCCUAAGAGACAUUAUUUCGAAUGCAAGCUACACCGAAAACGCAAGAAUUAUAUCCGAUCGAUACAGAGACCAAUUGAGACCACCGUUAGAAACGGCCAUCCACUGGGUGAAACACAUUGCGAAAAACAAAGGAGCACCACAAAUGCGAAUGGUUGCAGUCGAUUUACCGUUUACUGUCUUAUACAAUUUGGACGUUUGGGCUUUCAUCCUAUGUGUCAUUGGUAUGGGAUCAUAUCUUAUUCAGUGUGUAAUGCGAUCGAGUUUUCGGUAUCUAUCUACUGAUCGAUCAUCAGGCGAAGCAAAAUUAAAGCGAAAUUGAUGAGAAAAUGUUUCUAGUGGUCCAUUAUCCCCAAAAAACCGCUUUACAGACUAUAGUCCGAUGACAAAAACUAAAAGCUGAAAAUUUUCGGAUAGAGCGCGGUAAAUUAGACAUAAAAGCUUUGAGUGACUUCUACUCUAUACGGUCCACGUAUCAUAAUAAGAUGAAAGAAGUUUAGAAAAGAUAACUUAACCUCCCGAUGUUUGAUUUUCAGAUAAAAUUAGAAAGCUUUUUUUAGUGAUGGUGAGCUUAGACUAAUCAUACACAGCAACUGCUACUUCGUACGUCUGGUCCCGACACAGUUUGAAUAGAUGCACAUUUCGUACAAUUUUCACUAACACAUGUUGGCGUUGAAAAUUUGGAUCAUUCUAGCAGGCACAUUAAGUUUUUGGGGCUUUCCCACCAAUUUAAUGGGGGAAAACUCACACUAUCAAAUUUUACGUAUUUCAUGUAGGGACCACAAGUUUUACGCACUGUUCCAACGCACUUCAAGCAUGAGUGGUACCCUAAAUAGGGUACUGAAACUUGACAGUAUGUCACACAACUUUAUAACACUGUAAAAAUCAUUUCAUACAAAAUAGUACUCUAUUUGGCGGCUGUCGACUAUGAUCACCUGUGCUUGAAGUGCGUUGACUGUUUCUAAUUUCUUUUCUAGGUGUGAUGCUGAGAAUGGUCUGAUGUACCUAAUAAUCUAAAAUUUUCAGUUUUUUUUAUUUUUUGCCACCUGAAGUAGUUCUGGCUCAUUUUUCAGGGUUUUUUUUGUGUCUAUUGCCUGGACCACUUAAAUUAUUAGUGAAUCGGUCUCAUUCGAAUGAACAAUAAAAUUUCAGUCACU